AUAAAGCUAACCGGGAGUGAGUCGACGGAAAGAGGGAUCGGGGGCUAGCCGGCUAGGUUUAGUAUAACUUUUUUAUUUUAAAUUAAAAUUGGUUUUUUAUUAACUUUGAUUAAAAAUUUAAUCAGAAGUAAAAUCGUAACUUCAUAUCAAAGUUGUAACAAGUAACCGAAACUAUGAUUUUUUGCAAACGAUAUACAUAUACACAACCAUAAACACCCUUCAUGUAACUUUGUCUUAAAUUUUAUAAAUGUUUGUUGCGAUUUGCGAGCUCCAAAGCAUCAUAAAUCAAGGUCUCACAAAUGCAUGCGUCUGUUGAACCCUAAACAUGCCGAAUAAAUCCCUGUUAGCAGCAUUCACCAAAAGCAUUCCCAAAGUCCCCGCUUCCACUCUAGUAAACCCAGAUCAACGAAUCGCCAAUCUCAUCUCCAAAUCCCUUCAAACUUGUCAAACUUCUCAGUUUCCUCCAGCUUCUCUCAACCCCAAAAUCAUAACCCUCGUCCUCUCAAACACACACCUUCCACCUCAAUCUUGCUUCAGUUUCUUCAAUUCCCUCCAACCCAACGGAUUGAAUCUUAUCGAACCAUACAUAUCACUUUCUUGUCGCCUUUACAAAUCUAAAGAUUUCGCACUAGCUAAAGAUAUCUUGAACCAAUUAGCCAUCAACAAUCAUAUCCAACAACCUAUUAAAAAAAUCACGUCAUUCGUGAACGAGAAUUGUAGUUAUGGAGUCAGUAAGGUUGUUCUCAGGAAGUUGUUUGAUACUUUGUUCCGUGUUUACGCCGACAACGAGAAGUUUGAAGAGAGUUUGGAGGUUUUUGAUUACAUGAAAAGUAACGGUUUCAGUAAGAUAGAUGAUAGGUCCUGUAUGGUUUUUCUGCUUGCAGCGAAUAGAUGCAACAAGUUCGAUUUAUUGUCAGAUUUCUUUAAUAAAAUGGUUGAUUCGGGAAUUGGGAUAACCGUUUAUUCUAUGACAAUGGCGAUCUCUGCAAUGUGUAAGCUUGGGAAGACUAUCAAGGCAAGAGAAUUGAUGGAGGAAAUGAUUACGAAAGGGGUUAAACCAAAUGCGAAUACAUAUAACGCUUUGAUCAAUGCCCAUUUAAAGAAAUCAGAAUUUAGGGAAGUAGAAACGACUCUUGAUUCAAUGAAAACGCAAGGAGUUUCUUUCUCCGUGGCAACUUAUACCCUUUUAAUAGAAUUUUACACCAUGUUGGGCGACAUUCAGGAAGCAGAGAAGGUGUUUGAUGAAAUGCAUGAGAAGGGUAUAGUGGCUGAUGUUUAUGUUUACACUUCAAUGAUUAGUUGCAACUGUAAACUAGGGAAAAUGAAAAGGGCUUUCAAGCUGUUUGAUGAAUUGACAGAGAGAGGCCUUGUUCCAAGUGUCCACACUUAUGGGGUGUUGCUUAAUGGUGUAUGCAAAGCAGGGGAGAUGAAAGCUGCUGAAGUUUUGUUGAUUGAAAUGCAAAAUAAAGGUCUCGAUGUGAAUGAUGUUAUAAUCAACACAUUAAUGGAUGGCUACUGUAAAAAAGGAAAUGUGAAUGAUGCAAUUAAGUUGCAGAGUCUGAUGGAGAAGAAAGGGUUCAAGCCUAGUGUCAUUUCCUACAAUAUAAUUGCUACAGGUUUAUGUACAGUUAACAGAUACGAAGAAGCAAAGACAUUGUUGUUUACAAUGGCAGAAACAGGAAUCACUCCAAACAUGCUAACUUACACCACAUUGAUUGAUAUUUUCUGUAAGCAAGGGAAUUUCAUAGAAGCUAGAAGGACGCUUAGAGAAAUGGAGAGCAAAGGGGAGAAACCAAAUGUUGUGACAUACAAUGCUUUUAUUAAUGGGUAUUGCAAGAAAGGGUUGAUGAAGGAAGCUUAUAGGGUAAGAAGUGAAAUGGAAGAGAAAGGUGUGAUGCCUGAUGUUUACACUUUCACUUGUUUAGUGCAUGGAGAAUGUUUGGCUGGGAGGGUGAAUAAUGCCAUGAAGCUGUUCGAUGAAAUGCCUGAGAGAGGUUUUACUCGAAAUGUCAUAAGUUAUACAGCCAUGAUUGAUGGGUUAUCAAAGGAAGGAAGAACAGAAGAAGCUUUUAAGUUGUAUGAUCAAAUGCAAAAUGAGGGUAUUUUGCCUGAUGACACCAUGUACUCUUCCCUAGUUGGGAGUCUUCACAGUGUUAAGGGUUAAUAAGUAUUUUUAUGUAUUCUUGUCAAUAUGAGUUAUGAGUUAAACUCUUAUUUUUUUUUUUUUUGUAUUCUUCUCAAGGACUAGUUUUUGUAUUGUAUUUUUAAAGGUACAAGUAUUGUUAAGAUCAAAUAAAUACUCCAAUAUCUACUCGUGAGUGAGUAACGUUGUGUUGCCA
This is a messenger RNA of Lactuca sativa (garden lettuce), 2339 nucleotides long. Its product is annotated as Pentatricopeptide repeat (PPR-like) superfamily protein. NCBI's taxonomy places the organism in Eukaryota, Viridiplantae, Streptophyta, Magnoliopsida, Asterales, Asteraceae. Gene Ontology annotation, molecular function: protein binding. The record is from RefSeq and is a predicted model, not a curated record.